AUGGAAAAUCAUAACAAUGUCACAGAAUUCAUUUUCAUGGGACUGUGGGGAAACAGGCACACAGAGCUACUGCUCUUCUUCUUCUUCCUGCUUUGCUACCUGGCGGUCUUGAUGGGGAACUUCAUCAUCCUGCUCACCAUCACCUGCAGCCACCUCAUUGAACAGCCCAUGUACUACUUUCUGUGCCACCUCUCCCUCAUGGAUGUCAGCUACACCUCCACUGUGGUUCCACGGCUAAUCAGGGACUUAGCUGCAGUAAGAAAGAACAUUUCCUAUGGUGAGUGUAUGACACAGCUCUUUACUCUCCACCUGCUAGCCGGUGUUGAAAUCUUCAUCUUGGUGUGCAUGGCAUUAGAUCGCUAUGUGGCCAUUGUCAAGCCCUUGCACUACAUGGUCAUCAUGAACCGGAAGAGGUGCCACAUGCUGAUUGUCAUGGCUUGGCUUCUGGGGUUUUGGCACUCCAUUGCUCUCCUGCUCAUGGUACUCAGCUUACCUUUCUGUGGUCCCAAUCAGAUAAAUCACUAUUUGUGUGACGUGAAACCUCUAUUGAAACUGGUCUGCAAAGAUAUCCGUGUGGUUAAUAUCUUAGUGAUCGCUAAUUCAGGGAUGGUGGCAGUUGCAAUUUUUCUUGUUUUGGUAUCUUCUUAUAUUCUCAUUUUAUACAACCUCAGGACAAGGUCCUCUGCUGGGCGUCGCAAAGCCUUGUCAACCUGUAGCUCUCACAUAAUGGUUGUAGUUUUGUUUUUUGUGCCUUGCAUCUACAUCUAUGUACUACCUGCAGGAAGUGAGAACGAGGACAAGGAAGUGUCUGUGUUUUACACUGUGAUUGCCCCCAUGCUAAACCCUCUCAUCUACACCCUGAGAAAUACGGAGAUGAAACUUGCCAUGCAGAGGGUAUGGUCUCGAUUGUCACAUUUGGAAUUACAAUAA
This is a messenger RNA of Ochotona princeps (American pika), 930 nucleotides long. RefSeq names its product olfactory receptor 4P4-like. Gene Ontology annotation, cellular component: membrane. The record is from RefSeq and is a predicted model, not a curated record. Gene Ontology annotation, molecular function: G protein-coupled receptor activity; olfactory receptor activity. The transcript has a single exon. The coding region runs from base 1 to 930 and encodes 309 amino acids. Gene Ontology annotation, biological process: G protein-coupled receptor signaling pathway. Lineage: Eukaryota; Metazoa; Chordata; Mammalia; Lagomorpha; Ochotonidae.